AUGGUAGUUGAUGAUACGCUGGAGAUGAGCAUCAUGGUCGCCUCUGGAGGUCCCUCUUGCUUCCGGUUCCCCGAUGCUUAUCCCAAAAGGAGUUGUUCAGCUGAAAUGGGAGAUUCUCUGCUCACAGCCUUGUCAAUGGAGAAUCAUCACCCUUCCACGCUCUUGUCCAUGGAUUCCAGUGCUUCCUCUCACGACGAAUUGGAUUUGGAGAUGAAUCGGCAAAUCAUACUUUCCCGCCCCCCUGAUAUCAAUUUACCCCUGUCAGCUGAGCGCAGCCCACCUCCACCGUCGUGGAAUUCGGACCCUUGUGAUAUUCUAGAUGUUGGGCUUGGUCCACAGGUUUACGAGACUGAGAGUUUACUUACCAUCCCCAAGGUGGUUGGACGGAAAUGCGCCAAGCGGGUAGACAGCAUAUGGGGUGCUUGGUUUUUCUUCAGUUUUUACUUCAAGCCUGCAUUGAAUGAGAAAUCAAAGGCCAAAAUUAUCAGGGACAGCAAUGGGGUUAAUGGGUUUGAGAAGUCUGAUCUCAAGCUUGAUGUUUUCAUGGUUCAGCAUGACAUGGAGAAUAUGUACAUGUGGGUUUUCAAGGAGAGGCCUGAGAAUGCGUUGGGUAAGAUGCAGCUAAGGAGUUACAUGAAUGGACAUUCCCGCCAAGGGGAGCGUCCAUUUCCAUUUAGUGUUGACAAGGGUUUUGUUCGAUCUCACAGAAUGCAGCGGAAGCAUUAUAGGGGUCUUUCUAACCCCCAGUGUGUGCACGGGAUUGAACUUGUUCGGGCACCUAAUCUCAUUGGCCUUGAUGAGGACGAGCGUAAGAGGUGGAUGGAACUGACUGGGCGGGAUGUGAACUUCACAAUCCCUAUGGAAGCAGGUGACUUUAGUUCAUGGAGGAACCUUCCAAAUACAGACUUUGAGCUUGAGAGGCCACCUGCUCCACUAAAGAAUGUGCCAAAUUCCCACUCAAAGAAACUUCUGAAUGGAUCCGGGCUGAAUUUGUCUACACAACCAUCUAACAACAACAAUUCUGAUGGAAUGGACCUGUCUCCUGUCAGCAAGAGGAGGAAGGAGUUUUUUCCCCAUGGGAACGAUGACGAUUGCUUCCUGGCUGUUAAUCCUCCAUCUGAUCGAAUCCCAGAUAUGGAAAUCCACGCAAAUGGGUCGCAAUGGCCAAAUCACUUUAGUGGUGUAAUGAAGAAUGUUCAUGGACCUGUUACAGCUGCAAAAACAAUCUAUGAGGAUGAUGCAGGUUAUUUGAUCAUUAUCAGCUUACCAUUUGUGGAUCUCCAAAGGGUGAAAGUUUCUUGGAGGAAUACUCUUACUCAUGGUAUUAUUAAGGUGUCUUGUAUGAGCACAUCUCGCAUGCCAUUCAUUAAGAGACAUGAUCGGACUUUCAGGCUUACAGAUCCAUCCUCUGAACAUUGUCCUCCAGGAGAGUUUGUCAGAGAAAUCCCACUGUCCACCCGCAUUCCUGAAGACGCUAACAUAGAGGCUUAUUACGAUGGGCCAGGUUCUGUGCUAGAGAUUAUGGUUCCAAAACUCCGCGUUGGACCAGAAGAACAUGAGGUUCGUGUUUGCCUCCGCCCUCACCUUGGAGGCAAUGAUCUUAUGUUGACUUGA
Molecule: messenger RNA, 1614 nt
Organism: Prunus armeniaca (apricot)
Lineage: Eukaryota; Viridiplantae; Streptophyta; Magnoliopsida; Rosales; Rosaceae
Source: the annotation of a GenBank genome assembly